Hansenula anomala is the source of this 1332-nucleotide messenger RNA. RefSeq lists its product as uncharacterized. The record is from RefSeq and is a predicted model, not a curated record. The transcript has 2 exons. Lineage: Eukaryota; Fungi; Ascomycota; Saccharomycetes; Phaffomycetales; Wickerhamomycetaceae. Gene Ontology annotation, biological process: protein refolding; response to heat. Gene Ontology annotation, cellular component: nucleus; cytosol; cytoplasm. Gene Ontology annotation, molecular function: Hsp70 protein binding; ATP binding. The coding region runs from base 1 to 1332 and encodes 443 amino acids.
AUGGUCAAAGAUACAAAACUUUAUGAUAUCUUGGGCAUAAUACCAACUUGUGAUCAAGUUGAAAUUAAAAAAGCUUAUAGAAUAAAUGCCUUAAAAUAUCAUCCUGAUAAAAAUAAUCAUUCAAAAGAAUCAACUGAGAAAUUUCAAGAAAUAACAAAAGCUUAUGAAAUUCUAUUCGACUCUGAAAAGAGAGCUUUAUAUGAUAAAUAUGGUGAAGAAGGUAUAAAUGGAGGCAGUAUCGAUCCAACAACAUCAAAUGGUAAUAAUAAUAAUCAUGGCUCUGCAUUCUCAAUGAGAGGUGAUGAUUUAUUUUCACAAUUCUUUGGAGAUUCUUUCUUCAAUUCAAAUUCCUUUGAACGCCCAAAGAGACGUGGUGUUGAUAUCAAACAUAAAUUAUCAGUCACUUUAGAGGAUCUAUAUCAUGGGAAGUCCACAAAAUUAGCACUAGCCAAAACUGUACUAUGUUCCAAAUGUAAUGCAAAAGGUGGUGAACGUGUUAAAUCAUGUGCCCAAUGUAAAGGACGUGGUAAUGUUGUUGUUUCCAAGCAAAUGGGCCCCUUGAUUCAAAGAUUUGAAUCAACAUGUAGGGCAUGUAAUGGAUCUGGUGAGUUCAUAUCUGAAAGGGAUCGUUGUUCAAAUUGUCUUGGUGUUAAAACUGUGGAAGAGAGGAAAAUAUUGAAAUUGGAUAUCCCUCCAGGUUCUUUUAAUGGUGAAACUAUAACUUUUAAAGGUGAAGGUGAUCAAGGGGUUGAUAUCAUACCUGGUGAUGUUGUUGUCACACUAGAGGAGAAACAUCAUGAUGAAUUCAAAAGAAAACAUGAUGAUUUGAUAAUCAAUUGUAAAAUAGAUUUGUUGACUGCCUUAGCUGGUGGUUCAUUUGGUGUGCAUCAUUUAAAUAAACAAUGGUUGAAAGUUGAUAUAAUACCUGGUGAAAUUAUAAGACCAAAUUGUUUGAAAAUGAUUCAAGGUUAUGGUAUGCCUAAAAAAUUCAAUGAUGGUGAAUUUGGUGAUUUAAUUAUUCAUUUUGAUGUGGAAUUCCCAAAUCAAAAUCAAUUGACUAGAGAAAAUUUAGAAUUUUUGGAAAAAUCAUUACCAUCAAGACCAAAAUUAAAUAUUCCAAAUGAUGUUAAAUUUGAAGAGAAAAUCCUUAAUGAUUUUGAUCCAUAUAUAUAUGACCGUCGUUAUAGAAAAUCAAGAACCAAUGGAACAAAGAGAAGAAAACAAACAGCAGCAGCAGCACCAACUAUGACAGAUGAAGAUGUAUUGACAGAGGAUGAAUUUAUGAAUAAUGACGGAACAGUACCAGACAAUGUACAAUGUGCCAACCAAUAG